Molecule: messenger RNA, 2095 nt
Organism: Sciurus carolinensis (gray squirrel)
Lineage: Eukaryota; Metazoa; Chordata; Mammalia; Rodentia; Sciuridae
Gene: Trmt1
Product: tRNA methyltransferase 1
Biological process (GO): tRNA N2-guanine methylation
Cellular component (GO): nucleus
Molecular function (GO): RNA binding; metal ion binding
Source: RefSeq, a predicted model, not a curated record
CCCCACUGUACCAACAUGGCGGCUCCCAGAUCCUAAUUCGAGAAACGUGCAUUAAGACUCUUUCAGCUCUCUGUGCCUAAAGAAGUUUGGCGGGCAGGGGCGGCUGUGGAUGAUCCAUUCGAGGACUGUUCUGUGGCUGAGCCUCACUCUCCGCUCCACCCGCAGCCUUUGUAGAGCCCAUUUUGGAGAGUGGCAGCCCCAAAGGCCGCCGAAUCCUGGAGCGAUGGAGAACGGUACCCUGCCCUGCCGAGAAGAGCGCCCACCCUCGGCCCAGGAGACUACAAUCACCGAGGGGGCCGCCAAAAUCGUUUUCCCCAGCUCCAAUGAGGUCUUCUACAACCCGGUGCAGGAGUUCAACCGUGACCUGACAUGUGCUGUGAUCACUGAGUUUGCUCGCAUUCAGCUUGCUACCAAAGGAAUCCAGAGUGAGUGCCCAGGUGAGAAGGACCUGCCAAAGGUGGUUGUGAACUUGUCUGAGCAAGAGGAGGAAAAAGUGGAAUCGAAAGAUGGUGAAAACCUGACCUCAGGAGACCAACCUCAAAUAGCUGUUGUUGGGGAGAUCUGUGAGGAAGGCCUGCGGGUGCUGGAGGGCCUGGCAGCUUCAGGCCUACGUUCCAUUCGAUUUGCCCGGGAGGUGCCUGGGCUCCGAUCUGUGGUCGCCAAUGAUGCCUCUGCACGGGCUGUGGACCUCAUGCACCAUAAUGUGCAGCUCAAUGGUGUGGCCCAUCUGGUACAGCCCAGCCAGGCAGAUGCACGGAUGCUGAUGUACCAGCACCAGAAGGUAUCAGAGCGGUUUGACGUCAUUGACCUGGACCCCUAUGGCAGCCCUGCCCCCUUCCUGGAUGCAGCUGUGCAGGCUGUGAGUGAAGGAGGGUUGCUGUGUGUCACCUGCACGGACAUGGCAGUGCUGGCGGGGAACAGCGGGGAGACAUGCUACAGCAAGUACGGGGCUAUGGCCCUCAAGAGCCGGGCCUGCCACGAGAUGGCUCUGAGGAUCGUGCUGCACAGCCUGGACCUCCGUGCCAAUUGCUACCAGCGCUUCGUGGUGCCGCUGCUCAGCGUCAGCGCUGACUUCUACGUGCGUGUCUUUGUGCGCGUCUUCACAGGCCAGGCCAAGGUUAAGGCCUCAGCCAGCAAGCAGGCGCUGGUGUUCCAGUGCGUGGGCUGUGGAGCCUUGCACCUUCAGCGCCUCGGCAAAGCAGCAGGAGCCGCUGGUGGCCGGGUCAAGUUCUCUGCGGCCUGUGGUCCCCCUGUGAGCCCUGAGUGUGAGCACUGUGGGCAGCGGCACCAGCUUGGUGGGCCCCUGUGGGCAGAGCCCAUCCACAACUUGGAUUUUGUGGGCCGUGUCCUGGAGGCUGUGAGCGCCAACCCUGGCCGCUUCCACACCUCUGAGCGCAUCAGGGGAGUCCUGAGUGUCAUUACUGAGGAGCUCCCAGAUGUGCCUCUCUACUACACGCUGGACCAGCUGAGCAGCACCAUCCACUGCAACACGCCCAGCCUCCUCCAGCUGCGGUCAGCCCUGCUCCAUGCUGGCUUCCGGGUCUCGCUCUCCCAUGCCUGUAAGAAUGCAGUGAAGACAGACGCCCCGUCUUCGGCUCUCUGGGACAUCAUGCGCUGCUGGGAGAAAGAGUGUCCUGUGAAACGGGAGCGACUGUCUGAGACCAGCCCAGCGUUCCGCAUCCUCAGUGUGGAGCCCAGGCUGCAGGCUAACUUCACCAUCCGAGAGGACGCUAACCCCAGCUCACGCCAGCGGGGACUCAAGCGCUUCCAGGCCAACCCAGAGGCCAACUGGGGUCCCCGGCCCCGAGCUCGGCCAGGGGCCAAGGCAGCCAGCGAAGCUCUGGAGAGACGCAGGCUCCUCCAGAAUAAGCGGAAGGAGCCGGCUGAGGACCCAGCCCAGCGGUCUGCUCGCCUAAAGACAUUUCCUUGCAAAAGGUUCAAGGAGGGUACCUGUCAACGAGGAGACCAGUGCUGCUACUCACACAGUCCCUCUUCGCCUGGAGCCUCAGCUGAUGCCACCCCCACCGAGUGCCCUGAGACCCCCAGCCAGAACCCCCCUAGACCCAGGGCCACUGCUGGGCCAGGCGUAGACUGA